Molecule: messenger RNA, 1488 nt
Organism: Owenia fusiformis
Lineage: Eukaryota; Metazoa; Annelida; Polychaeta; Sabellida; Oweniidae
Source: the annotation of a GenBank genome assembly
ACCAGUAUUAACCUUUACUAAUAUCAAAUGCCCAAAUAACUGAUAAUAGUUUACCAAGAAAAUGAAUCGUAUGAGCCAUCGUACAUAAUUAUUUCAUAUGGCCCAAUCCGCAAGCCGUAGAUUCAAAUCUCGGAUUGUCUCGUCCAGCGUGAAUCAUCGAGAUUAUGAAAUUCGUUUAAAAUUCGUGAACAAAAAGCGAUUCUUUUUAUCAAAUAUCUUGUUUAAGUCCGUAUUUGAAGCAUUUGUAAGUUGAACACUGACCAUGGCGCCAGGGAAUGUUCUGCCAUUCCAUGGCAAUGAGAAGACGAUGAAUAUGAACACAAUGAUCCUGACAAACAUACAGAGCUCUCCCUACUUCAAAGUAAAUUUGUUUGAACUGAAAACAUACCAUGAGGUAGUGGAUGAAAUCUAUUAUAAGGUGUCCCAUAUGGAACCAUGGGAGAAAGGAAGCAGAAAGACGUCUGGCCAAACAGGAAUGUGUGGAGGAGUUCGAGGCGUAGGAGCUGGAGGAAUAGUCUCAAGUGCAUACUGUUUACUCUACAAACUCUACACUCUGAAGCUGACAAGGAAGCAACUCACAGGGCUGAUUAACCAUUCAGAUUCCCCAUAUAUUAGAGGCAUUGGAUUCAUGUUCAUCAGAUACACUCAGCCCCCUGCAGAUUUAUGGUCCUGGUAUGAGGAAUAUCUUGAUGAUGAAGAGGAGAUUGAUGUUAAAGCAGGAGGAGGUCAUUCAAUGACGAUAGGGGAGAUGUUACGUCAGUGGUUGACCAAACUGGAAUGGUACUCUACUUUAUUCCCGAGACUUCCAGUUCCCGUACAGAAGAAUAUCAUGGCAGAACUUUCCCAGAGACCAAUGGAGAAUUGGGGAGAAGCGGAGCAAGAGUCCAACAAGAUGGAGGAGCACAUUCCAAGUCACCGGGACGACAAGGAGCCAUACUUUGGAGAGGCCGCACGUGUCUCACAACUCAGGAAUCCACGAUCUAGCAGGUCUCCAGAUCAAUGGAGCUCAAACAGUCGAGGCGGAAGUCGCAGUAAGGAUCGUAGAUCACCCGUUCGCCGACCAAAAUCUCGUUCACCAGGCUACAGACGGAGCAGUGAUAAGGAUCGUCAUAGUUACAGGGACAGACAUAGAUCUCGCUCAAGAGAUCGUCAAAGGCGGUCACAUGACCGUGACAGAAGGCGAUCCUCAAGUCGGGAUCGAGAUCGUAAACGUCGAUCCCGUUCACAUGAGAGAUCAAAAUCGCACAAACAUUCAAAGAGGUCAAGGUCACGAGACCGACACGAAAAGCACCGCCAUAGGAGUAGAUCUCGGGAAAGAUCCUCUAAGCACAGAGGAAACUCUUACGAAAGAGACUUGGAUAGGGAGAGACAAAGACACAAGCACAGCUCAAAUGGAGAUAGAUAUCAUUGAUGUUGUCUACUCAUACAGAUCAUCAGGUGUCGCUCUUGUUAUAUUUAGUCUACUUCACAGUGUUCUUCCCCAUGAUU